Patiria miniata (bat star) is the source of this 2529-nucleotide messenger RNA. RefSeq names its product LIM/homeobox protein Lhx4-like. Gene Ontology annotation, molecular function: RNA polymerase II transcription regulatory region sequence-specific DNA binding; DNA-binding transcription factor activity, RNA polymerase II-specific. Gene Ontology annotation, biological process: regulation of transcription by RNA polymerase II; neuron differentiation. Gene Ontology annotation, cellular component: nucleus. The record is from RefSeq and is a predicted model, not a curated record. The transcript is spliced from 6 exons. The coding region runs from base 124 to 1476 and encodes 450 amino acids. NCBI's taxonomy places the organism in Eukaryota, Metazoa, Echinodermata, Asteroidea, Valvatida, Asterinidae.
UGAAUGGUCGGGACAAGUCACCUCAGAGCAUGGUUUGACGCAACACACAGUCUAGCUAAGAUGAACCAAUAGCUUGAUUCCGGUUCAUAUUGGAGGCCAGCUUAUGCAUAGUAAUGACCAGAGAUGCGCGUGUUAUCUGAAUCGUUGUGGUGGCCGAUAAAUCAGCGUUAUCCGUGUGUGCGAGGCGUUUUCUCUCAUCCGUGUGAUGGAAGAAGCGGCCUAAACUCUGCCACAAUAGUCGCCAGCUCAUCCCUGGAUACACAACCAUCUACAGAUCUGCCGAAAGGAAAACUAGUUAGCCGAGAUCGACAAAUGGCCAGCCUCAGCACGCAGGAGAUGCUGUACAGUCUUCUCAAACAAGAGAGUGUUCCCAAAUGUGCCGGAUGUGAGCAGUCAAUCCUAGACAGAUUUAUCCACAAAGUUCAAGAUCGUUCUUGGCACGCCAAGUGCCUCAAAUGCGUGGACUGCCAGAUGCAGCUGAACGAGCGUUGCUUCACGAGAGGAGGCCAAUUGUUCUGCAAAGAGGAUUUCUUCAAAAGGUAUGCAACAAGGUGCGCAGCUUGUGAUAAAAGCAUCGCGCCCAAGGAGAAAGUACGGCGAGCUCAAGACAAUGCCUACCAUCUUCAGUGUUUCGCCUGCGUCAUAUGCAACCGGAUGCUGGCCACGGGGGAUGAGUUCUAUCUCAUGAGCGACAACAAACUAGUGUGUAAAAACGACUUCGAAGUGGCAAGGAGUAAAGAAGUUGAGAUGGAUAAUUCCAACAAGCGUCCCCGGACAACUAUCACAGCCAAGCAGCUAGAGACCCUCAAGACAGCUUACACCAACAGCCCCAAGCCAGCCAGGCAUGUCCGGGAACAACUCGCUCAGGAAACCAGCUUGGACAUGCGAGUCGUACAAGUGUGGUUUCAAAACCGAAGAGCAAAGGAGAAACGGCUGAAGAAGGAUUCCAAUCGUCAACGUUGGGGGCAGUAUUUCCGAACUGUCAAAAGGGGAAAUGAGAACAGUAGUCCUGUUCUGAGUGGGCAGGAGUCUCUUGCAUCACCCAUCAAACUGGAAACGGGCGACGAUAAGCUGGACUUCGAAGAGUCAUCGGAAGUUAGCUCCGAAAGACCCUUGGGUUUCUCGAGUCACGACCAGAACACGUCCACGAAUGGUGCCCAGCCCGGCCACUCGACAAGUUUCCUCAACGCGCGGGAUAGCUACGGUUCGCCUCCUCCGCCGGUGACUGGGGCUCGCAAUGGGGUGUACUCCCUCAACCACUCCCCGAGCCUACCCGUCAGCCAGCCCAACAUGAUGCCCAACAUUCCGUACAGUGAUGCCGGCAUGCCGAGCCUGCUCAGCUCGGCUAGCCACGGCUUGGGGGAAGCCAUGAGGGUCAUGGUCAGUUCGGUGGCCGACCUCCAACAUGUACCAACGUCCGCUAGCUACGACGACUUUCCCAGCCAGCAUUCCUGGAUCGAACAAUCACAGUAUUGAUCAACCAAAAAAACUCACUGUACAGAUGCUACAUGAACGGCUUCAAUGUAGUGUGUAGGAAUAUGGUUCCAUGCAUCACAAGAAUCGACUAUUUUAAAAUAAAAGUUGGAAGUACCUCCAUUUAACAUUUCAGACAAUUCGAAGUACAAAAGGGUUCUAAACUAUUAAUUUUUGCGUGAAAUGCACAAACAGUUCUACUUUUAAGUACUGAUCAGUUUCCUCUGAGACUCGUAAUGAGAAAACUAGAGUAUUGUUGCAGUGAGACUCCCAUUGAAAACAAGAGAGUCCGAUUUCAACUAGGUCUAUUCUUUAUAACUUUGCACUUUGCGUCACCAGAAAUGUUGAAGUAAAAAGCAAGCUUUAUCAAUAAUUAGCGGAGUAGCAAAGUUUUUGUUGUAUAGACAGAGCUAAAUUACCUCAUAUCGGUGUCUCAGAUAAAAAUAUAUCAACUGGGCUGAUUUGAGCCCAGACAGAAGUGGAUCUAAGAUUUUCCAAAUGAGGGUGGGGUGGUUGGGUCGUGAAGUCCAAGAUUUUGGUGUUGAAGUCCAAGAUCCAAGGAUGAGGCGUUAUAGUCAACGCAUAAAAGACCAAAGGGAGAAAUAAUCAAGUUUGCAAAAUUGAGUACUGGCGUUGUUCAGGGAACUUAAGGAAUGUUUUUUUUCGAUGUGUAAAUGGUUGACAUUGGUCAGUCGAAGGAGUUAGCCAUCCCAACACCUCAUUGGAUUCGCUUUUGCCAGGGACAACCUAAACCCAACAAAAACGAAAUGUGUGGUUUUACAUUAUCUUUACUUUCCAUACAAAAAGAGUAGAUUUAUACAUUUUGUAUUCUGCUUCACAAUAGCUUAUAAUGUAUUCUUUAUCAUGUGACUUUUUCCGACUUGAAAUACCAACGUUCACAAAAUAUAACUCAAAGAAGAACUUCAAAGUUUUGGUGGAAAAACAGCCAAAUUUCAGUGAAUGAUCAACUGUUUGUGUGACAUGUGGUCACAUUAUACCGUUCAAAUGAUUUUCCAACUUCUUUGUUAAUAUAACGAGCCCUACAGCCUCAAUGGA